This is a messenger RNA of Trypanosoma rangeli, 1395 nucleotides long. RefSeq lists its product as uncharacterized. The transcript has a single exon. Bases 1 to 1395 code for a protein of 464 amino acids. NCBI's taxonomy places the organism in Eukaryota, Euglenozoa, Kinetoplastea, Trypanosomatida, Trypanosomatidae. The record is from RefSeq and is a predicted model, not a curated record.
AUGCGGUACAGCUUCAAGGAGGUUGCGAAGAAAGAGACGGGAGAUCUCUGCCGCGCGUUGGCAGCUACCAAUGCCACAGGUAGUGACGCGAUAAAGAUGUACAUGCAGCUUGCCCACGCGGAGAUGCGAGCGCUGCCUAAGCAGCGAAGGCUGCUUGAGCGACUUAUGUUGCAGUCAAAGGAGGAGCGCCGUGCGGCUGCAAGUGAACGGCGACAGUUGGCGCUGCGACGCCGUGAGGAGUUGCUUAUAAAACUGCGGCAGUUUGACGAGGACGGGGACGCGGAGGAUGCACAGAAGAUCUUAAAGGACAGACGUGCAAGACGAUGGGCCGCAGUCUACGGUGAGCUUGCAUUGCGGCGAGAACAACUUACCCAUGUGCUGUCGUGCGUCACCACGGCAGUGCAUGUGGCGAACUUUACAGAUGCGGUAGACUCUUGGGUCUCGUUUGAAAGCGCCGUACACCGUGCACUCGCUUCCUUGGACGAGGCCAAGCACGCUGAAGUCCCUGCACUUGCCACUCAGCCUCUGUACACCCAACUGGAGCAGGUGAGUAAGAUGCAGCCACGGGUCACUGCUCUGUUGAACCAUGAGCGCCACCAACAAUCGCUCUUGCGGGAGAGCACCGCGGAGCUGUUUAGAGAUCAGGAAAGGCUCCUAUCGUGGUGUGUCGAGCAGCAGGAGACUUUGUGCACUCUGAAGAACCUGGAGGAGAUUCAAGAGUUUUCUGCCUCAUUUAUGUCAAAUGCGGCGGUGAUGGACACGAACUUCCUCGUCCUCCUGGAGCGCAGCACUCACCUUGUGUCAAACCGGGCCGUUCGUGAGGCGCUUGUGGUGGUGAACCGCGCCUGGAUGGAACUUGCCAUUGCCGUGUACGACACGAUGCAGCAUGCUCUUAAGAAGGAGCAUGCCGACUCCGGCGUCGAGGCAGGCUGCAGGUGGUGGGUGGACGCAUUUGAGCCCCGCCUUCAGCGCACACUCAUUGAGGCAGGCGAUAUCGCAAGCCAUGCGGAGAUGCAGUCGGAGCCGCUGAUGCAGGCCAUCUAUGCGCGAAGUGUGGCGCUGCUGCGGGAUUUGGCGUCACCUCGCAUUAUUGCCCUUCACAUAUCCAACUUUACGGAGCGUAUGGAUUCCGUUGCGCCACACGAGGAGGCGCUGCGUGAGGCGCUGCUUAUGCGGCUCUCUCUGCUCACUCAGACACUUGUUGGUGACUUCAAGUAUCCCGGGCACCGCGAAUACGCUGAUCGCUUACGUGAGGUUUCUGACUGGGUAGAUGCCGAGGCGAAGGGCGUUGUCUACACACAACUGAUGAGACGCGUGGAGAGGUUACGAUCCAUGGUAGAGGCGGAGUUGCGUCUGCUAAUGGAGGGCAAAACCGCCAAGAUGGUCCAGUCGUAA